AUGGCGUAUACUGUUGAUGGCGAGAGCCUCUCCUUGCGAGAUGUGCAGGUGGAAGCGAGUGCAUGCUGGUGUGGAAACCCCGCUUUCUUGACAGGCCUAGAGACAGGCCUAGAGGGCUUCUCUCCCUCUUCUCCUCUUUCCUUUCCCGGUGGGAAUGCUCGCGGCCUUGUUGGAAGUCUCUGGUUCACCGUCGUCUUUGCAGACUUGGAUCUGCGUCGGGCGGAUCGUGUCAUUGACGAUAUCGGCCUGGCCUUUCCUCCUGACUCGUGGUAUUAUGGUUGUCGCGAGGAUCAUCUCCGCGUGCUAGAGUACGGCCGUGAGAUGGUGCACUCCUGCCUCGUGAUCCUUGUUGGCUGUGCCUCCCACGGAGUGGAAGUCAUUCGCAACGGCGUGCAGAAGCUGAUCGGCCUGCAGAUGGCGCACGCAGCCACCGUCACCCUUGCCCCCAUAUUUUCGGUGAUAGCUUCGUGGGUGCAGGCCCGCAUUGCAUUCAUCAACGCCGCCGGGAAGGGUGCUUCAGAGCAUGGACUGAAGCGAGGCGUCUUCGGCUAUGGCGGCAUCUUGGCGGUCUUGAGGUUCCAGUUCGGCUCCGCGUCCGAGCCCCUGGUAACGGAGAUGGCACUUGCCAAACAAAUAUCCGACGAGGAGGAUGGCAUCAUAUGCGGUGGCUUUGCCCCCAUGCUUGUAGACUCGGAUGGAACAAGAGGGACGAUCUACGUGGCAACAUCAGAUCAUUCUUCGCUUGGUCACGCCAACACCCGAAACACAUACAAACAGUACCCGUUGGGCCACCCCGACCGGAGGGAGGUGCUUGAGCGGAGCGAGAUCUGA
Molecule: messenger RNA, 831 nt
Organism: Hirsutella rhossiliensis
Lineage: Eukaryota; Fungi; Ascomycota; Sordariomycetes; Hypocreales; Ophiocordycipitaceae
Exons: 3
Coding region: 1-831 (276 amino acids)
Source: RefSeq, a predicted model, not a curated record